AUGUCGUUAGCGUUACUCGCUGAAAAUGUUCAUAAUCAGGAUAUGGCACAAGAAUAUCAAAAAGCUGAUCCAGAGAUAAUAAUGGUAUCAUCGUCUUCAUCUCUAAUCCCGAUGCCAAUUUCAAGUGAAUUCCAAUUCCAACCACGAGAUGAGGUUAUUAACAAAGAAAGAGCUAAGAUAUCUUCUCAAUUGAUUCAAGCUAACAAUCAUUCAUACGAUCUGAUUGAUGACUUUCCAUAUCGGUCUGAAAAUCGAAGAAUUUGGGGUGACCAUCAAGAAAAGGACACUAUUUCUGAUAAUCAAGCUAUUCGAUUACGGCAAUUACUAGAAGAUAAUGAUGAUACUUGUUGUGGCUGUAAUCGUGGGCACAAUCGUAAUGAGAAUAACCGUAUGAAUAAUCAUAGUGUCAUAACUAGACAAGGAUCGUAUGCUUCAAUGAAAAGAGUUGAUUUCACUAAUAAGGGAGAGAAAAUGAAGUAUGGGAAGGAAUCUAAAUAUAUUUUCCAUAAGGGAUUUUUCAAAAGGUUUAAUAAUGAUUUGUGGAGGAAGAAUUCGGGAAACCAUAAUAGAUCUUGGAAAAAUACGAUGGACAAAUAUCGAAAAAAUAAUAAGCGUCAAUUUAGAGAUUUCCAUGAAUUAUCAUCCAUGAUGGAAUAUGUUAAUUUAACAGAGCCUAAUGAUAAUCCAAAAGAGCUAUUAGAAGGAUCUAUGAUACGGCUUUUUGUAACAAAGAAUAUGUAUAAUGCUCAUCCAUAUGUGGAAACCAAUGGUACAAUUACAAAGAAUGCUUAUUUCAAGAGAGCGAAUUCAAUAAAGAGGAAAAGUUUACCAUCGUCAAUAAAGUCUGCCGAAAUAAUAUUACACAACGAUAGAAGGAAAACAAUGACUCGUAUCCGUUCAAGACCAAUAAAUGGUGAUCGUUCGUGUCUGUCUACGCACAGGAAAUUAAAAAGAUCAAAUAGUACACCGGGUGCACUAUCACAUAUAAAUCACCAUCUUUACAACCAUAGACGAAGAAGAUUGAUGCGACUUUGGAAAGAAUACAUGUCUCUAGUCAUUUUACAACGCAUAAACUUACGAAUAAGGCUAAUCCAUCCUGAUUCACCAUUACCAUCAUCAUCAUCUUCUUCUUUACCCCGUUCAUCCAUUUCCUCCAAGAACCAUAACAAUAUGACCCCCACUACAAGCACUUCCUACCGUUUAUCACAGGCAUCAUCAUCAUCAUCACUAUCAUCACCCACCAAGAGGUAUUCCAUUGCCAGAGCCAUUGCCAUUGCUGACGCUGGCACUGACGCUGUGGCUGCCAAAGAGUUGACGUUGGCGCCCAUUUUAGCUCUUAAUUAA
Molecule: messenger RNA, 1344 nt
Organism: Naumovozyma dairenensis CBS 421
Lineage: Eukaryota; Fungi; Ascomycota; Saccharomycetes; Saccharomycetales; Saccharomycetaceae
Gene: NIS1
Product: Nis1p
Exons: 1
Coding region: 1-1344 (447 amino acids)
Source: RefSeq, a predicted model, not a curated record